Eleginops maclovinus (Patagonian blennie) is the source of this 1878-nucleotide messenger RNA. It is a transcript of the gene tmco6, whose product is annotated as transmembrane and coiled-coil domains 6. Lineage: Eukaryota; Metazoa; Chordata; Actinopteri; Perciformes; Eleginopidae. Gene Ontology annotation, molecular function: protein binding. The record is from RefSeq and is a predicted model, not a curated record.
GGUCUGUAAAAGGACAGCGAAGAAGAACUUCAUCAAAACAUCUUCCAACAUGAGAGGAAAGGAGGCCAACCUAACAGGCGUUUAACUGUUCUAACUGCAAGCUGUUGAGCUGAACAUAAACAAAUGUGGAGGUUAAACAAAGUCCGCCUCAAAGCUGGCCGACCAGGAGACAGCGUCGAGGAGCUGAAGUUAAAGAGGCGAGAACACGAGAAAGCGCUCAGACAAGCCCGCAGAGACAGACAACUUGUGAGUAAAAGACUCCUCCUGAAUGACGAUGACGACCAUUCAGAGGUCACCAUGGACUUCAACUCUGGAGCACAGGAUGUGGUCGGUCUUCUUCAUAAACUUCAGCACAGCGGGCCGGAGAGGGACACCCACCUGAAAGCUUUGAGUAAAGCUCUCCGGGAUCCAUCGGCACAACUCACCUUCAUCAAGCAGGAGAAUAGUAUGCAUCUUCUGGUUGGUCUCCUCACUGGCUCUGAUGCUACAUGCCGUCUGCAGGCGGUUCGGUGCCUGCAUGAGCUGUCUCACUCCCCCCACACAAGCGUGGCUUCAGCCUGUCUGCCUGCAUCCCCCUACCUACUCACCUACCUCUCCGGACAGAGCACCAAGUUCACUGAACUCUGUCUCUACACGCUUGGUAAUUUAUGCCCAGAUAGUGUUGUGAAAGAGAAGCUCCUGGCACAGGGGAUCGUGCCAGCUCUGGCUAGUUGUUUAGAGAACCAAAGACACAACCUGGCGGUGGUGGAAGCUGUCGGAUUCACCCUUUCUCAGCUUCUCCAGGCCAGCAAUGCAGCAGAGAAAAUAAUCCCGAUGGUCCUGGCAUCCAGUUUACCUUCACAUUUGUUAUCAGUCCUGACUCCUGACCCGAAGUUUGGCCUGGGACCUGCCAUUGAGUGUGCAUGGUGCCUGCACUACCUAACAUGCAGUAUGAGGGACCACAGAGUGCUGCUGGCUCAUGGUGCCCUCUUGCAAUGCAGUUCCAUGUUAGUGUCACUAGGUAGUGCUGUGGCUAAAAACAAAGAAGAAGGAAUGGAGCUGCUGAUCUGUCCUCUGCUGAGGUGCGUGGGAAACCUGCUCUCCUCCUGUCCACUGACGGACCUCAGCGCUCAAGUGGGCGACGUUCGUAUCGUGGUGGCUCUGUUUGCACUGCUGCAGGCCUUCCUGCACACCCAGCCAGCACUGGCUAGAGAGAGUGCCUGGGUUCUCAACAACCUUACCGCUCACUCCAGUGCUCUCUGCUCCGCCCUGCUAACUCUCAACUUGGUCCCUGGUCUGAUCCAGCUGCUCCCAUUCUCUCAGGGCAUCAACACCAUGAUCCUGAGGGUUCUAGCAAAUAUUGCCCACAAGAAAAAGGAUUUCUGUGUCCAGCUGGCCUGUCAUGGAUUGCUGUGUGCACUCUGUGCCACUCUUAAAAUGGCCGACCAAGAGAUGGUGACCCUGAGUAUGGAUGUCCUUUUCAUGCUGGUAGUUAGUAGUCCACAGGUGGCAGAGGAGUUUGUGAAGCAACGCGGGCUCUCAUUGUUAGAAGCCACUCAGUACAACAGUGAAGGAGAGAUUAGACGGAGAGCAACACAUCUACUCGAGCACCGCCUGCUGUCAUACUCAUCCUUUUAAAGGUAGACAACAUCCCAUGUUCCUGAAGGGAGCAGCGCUGCAUUUAAUUCACAGCUGUGUGCAACUGUGUCUCUGAAAGAAAAAACAAAGGAGCGUCUGAUAGCUCAGGAUAACUGUGUUUUAUAUUUGUCCUUUUUAAUACAUUUUGAUCUUGAUAUAGUGGUAUUUCAAUGUUUACUGUCUUCAGUGUUAUCAAUGGAACUGUAGUAUAUGUAAAUGAAAUAUUGUUAUUUUAACAUAUUAAACUUUGUACCUCUUUUA